AUGGACCCCACAGGCGUGUAUGAUCAGUCUUCUUUCUUCUGCCCAACUGGAUUCUUAGUCUUCCUCUCCUUUUAUGACCUUCACCACAACCCAAAGGUAUGGCCAAACGCAGAGGUGUUUGACCCUUCCCAGUUUGCACCGGGUUCCUCUCAACACAACCAUGCUUUCCUGCCCUUCUCAGAAGGAUCAAGGAACUGCAUCGGGAAGCAGUUUGCCAUGAACGAGAUGAAGGUGGCGGUGGCCUUGACACUGCUCCGUUUUGAGCUGGCCCCAGAUCCUUUCAGGGUCCCUGUUCCCACUCCAAGAAUUGUGUUAAUGUCCAAGAAUGGGAUCCACCUUCAUCUCACGAAGCUCCUCUAA
Molecule: messenger RNA, 360 nt
Organism: Enhydra lutris kenyoni (northern sea otter)
Lineage: Eukaryota; Metazoa; Chordata; Mammalia; Carnivora; Mustelidae
Product: cytochrome P450 4A12A-like
Exons: 3
Coding region: 1-360 (119 amino acids)
Molecular function (GO): oxidoreductase activity, acting on paired donors, with incorporation or reduction of molecular oxygen; heme binding; iron ion binding
Source: RefSeq, a predicted model, not a curated record